AUGGGGAAAUGGUGUUGGGGUCUCUCUCUUCCUGACUCGGUUGAACUAGAAAUACCUGCAGGAAAAGGAGCGCUGCUAACGCUUGGUGAAAGAGUGCUUUGUUUUCAUGGACCUCUCCUUUAUGAAGCAAAGUGUGUGAAGGUUGCCAUAAAGGACAAGCAAGUGAAAUACUUUAUCCAUUACAGUGGUUGGAAUAAAAACUGGGAUGAAUGGGUUCCAGAAAGCAGAGUGCUCAAAUACGUGGAUACCAAUCUGCAGAAACAAAAAGAACUUCAAAAGGCCAAUCAGGAACAAUAUGCAGAGGGGAAGAUGAGAGGCGCUGCUCCAGGCAAGAAGACUUCUGGUCUGCAGCAGAAAAAUGUUGAAGUAUUUUUCAGACGAGAUGGAGCGCAUACUGUUUGCUGUUUGGAGACCCCUACCAUAUCGACGCGGAAAACAAAAAAGAACAAACAGAAGACUCCAGGCAUUGGAGAAGGCAGCAGCACCAGUGAGACACCUCAGCCUCCCAGGAAGAAGAGGGCUCGAGUAGAUCCAACGGUUGAGAGCGAAGAAACAUUUAUGAACAGAGUUGAAGUAAAGGUGAAAAUCCCAGAAGAGCUGAAGCCAUGGCUGGUAGAUGACUGGGACUUGAUCACCAGGCAAAAGCAGCUCUUCUACCUUCCUGCCAAGAAGAACGUCGACUCCAUUUUAGAGGAUUAUGCGAACUACAAAAAAUCACGAGGAAAUACUGAUAACAAGGAGUACGCAGUCAAUGAAGUUGUGGCUGGAAUUAAAGAGUACUUCAAUGUCAUGCUGGGAACUCAGCUCCUCUACAAGUUUGAGAGGCCCCAAUAUGCUGAAAUUUUAGCAGAUCACCCAGAUGCUCCAAUGUCUCAAGUCUAUGGUGCCCCACACCUACUGCGGUUAUUUGUGCGAAUUGGAGCUAUGCUUGCUUACACUCCUCUUGACGAGAAGAGCCUGGCUUUGCUGUUAAACUAUUUGCAUGACUUCUUAAAGUAA
Molecule: messenger RNA, 999 nt
Organism: Mesitornis unicolor (brown roatelo)
Lineage: Eukaryota; Metazoa; Chordata; Aves; Mesitornithiformes; Mesitornithidae
Product: mortality factor 4-like protein 1
Exons: 12
Coding region: 1-999 (332 amino acids)
Biological process (GO): chromatin organization; regulation of DNA-templated transcription
Cellular component (GO): NuA4 histone acetyltransferase complex; nucleus
Source: RefSeq, a predicted model, not a curated record